AUGGCCGAAAACGUAGCAAAGAAGCUUAAGACCUCCUCCCCCUUGAUUGGGACUCACAACGGCCACUUCCACGCCGACGAGGCCCUGGCCGUUUACCUCCUUCGACUGCUCCCCACCUACGCCUCUUCCCCUCUCAUCCGCACCCGCGACCCCGCAGAGCUCGAGAAAUGCCACACCGUCGUCGAUGUCGGUGGUGUGUAUGACGCCUCUAUCAACCGGUACGACCACCACCAGCGCACCUUCUCAACCACCUUCCCCGAGCGCAACACCAAGCUCUCCUCCGCCGGUCUGGUCUACAUGCACUUCGGCAAGGCCAUCAUCGCCCAGAAGCUCUCCCUGCCCGUCGAACAUGCCGACGUAGACCUCCUCUACGAGAAGCUCUACACCGACUUCAUCGAAGCCAUUGACGCAAACGACAACGGUAUCUCCGUCUACGAUCAGGCCGCCAUUACCGCCGCUGGUAUCGAGAAGCGCUUCAAGGAGGGUGGUAUCACCCUCGCCUCAAUGGUCGGCGACAUGAACAACCCGGAUCCCACCAGCCCACCCGGCGAGCCCCAAGACGAAGACAGCCUCUUCGGACGCGCCAGCACACUCAUUGGCAACGCCUUCGCCCGCAAGAUGCACCACGCCAGCACAUCGUGGAUGCCCGCCCGCACAACCGUGGGCGCCGCGUACGCGUCCCGCAAGGACGUUCACCCCUCCGGCCGCAUCAUCGUCCUCCCCCAGGGCGGCGUGCCCUGGAAGGAGCACCUGUACAACUUCGAGGCCGAGGCCGCGGGGAGCAAGAAGAUUGACCCCGAAGCCCAGGUCUACUACGUUCUGUACCCCGAGAACGCCACUGAGGAUGCCAAGUGGCGUAUUCAGUGCGUUUCUGUCUCCGAGAGCAGCUUCGAGUCCCGUAAGCCUUUGCCUGAGUCUUGGCGCGGUGUCCGCGACCAGGACCUUGAUGGUGUCAUGGCUGCGGAGGCAGAGAAGAAUGGUCAGAGCAAGAUCCCUGAGGGUGCUGUCUUUGCUCAUGCCAGUGGUUUCAUUGGUGGCCAUAAGACACGGGAAGGUGCUAUGGCUAUGGCUGAGCGCAGCCUUGGUCUAUAA
Penicillium soppii is the source of this 1092-nucleotide messenger RNA. Its product is annotated as MYG1 family protein. The record is from RefSeq and is a predicted model, not a curated record. The coding region runs from base 1 to 1092 and encodes 363 amino acids. Gene Ontology annotation, cellular component: nucleus; cytoplasm. The transcript has 2 exons. NCBI's taxonomy places the organism in Eukaryota, Fungi, Ascomycota, Eurotiomycetes, Eurotiales, Aspergillaceae.